Dromaius novaehollandiae (emu) is the source of this 2004-nucleotide messenger RNA. It is a transcript of the gene SLC61A1, whose product is annotated as major facilitator superfamily domain containing 5. Gene Ontology annotation, cellular component: membrane. The coding region runs from base 176 to 1534 and encodes 452 amino acids. NCBI's taxonomy places the organism in Eukaryota, Metazoa, Chordata, Aves, Casuariiformes, Dromaiidae. Gene Ontology annotation, molecular function: molybdate ion transmembrane transporter activity. The transcript is spliced from 2 exons. Gene Ontology annotation, biological process: molybdate ion transport. The record is from RefSeq and is a predicted model, not a curated record.
GGGGCCCGUGUCACGUGACGCCUGCCAAGAUGGCGGCGGCGGCUUCGGCCGCGGCGACGCGGAAGCGGAAGUGGAUGCGCGGGGGCGCCGGGAGCGCGCGGCCUCUCCCCCCGCAGAGGGGCAGGAGCUCCGCGGUAGCCGCCUCCCGGAGAUGCCCGCGGCGCUCUGAGGCACCAUGCUCUUCACCGCCUACGCCGCCUUCGCCGUCCUCUUGGCCGUGUGCUUGGGCUUGGAGCUCUCCGCCUGCCGCUCCAAGCUCACCGGCAGCGCCUGCACCAACCCGGCCUUCCUCCGCUUCCAGCGGGACUACUACCAGGUGUACUGCCUGGCCCUGGCCGCCGACUGGCUGCAGGGCCCCUACCUCUACAAGCUCUACCAGCACUACCGCUUCCUGGAGGGGCAGAUCGCCAUCAUCUACGUGUGCGGCUUCGCCUCCAGCGUCCUCUUCGGGCUGGUCUCCACGUCCCUGGUGGACUGGCUGGGCCGCAAGAAAUCCUGCAUCCUCUUUUCUUUGACCUACUCCGUCUGCUGCCUCACCAAGCUCUCCUGGGAUUACUUUGUCCUGGUGGUCGGGAGGAUAUUAGGCGGCUUGUCCACAGCGCUCCUCUUCUCCGCCUUCGAGGCCUGGUACAUCCACGAGCACGUGGAGCGCUACGACUUCCCGGCGGAGUGGAUCCCCGCCACCUUCUCGCGAGCUGCUUUCUGGAACAACGUCAUCGCCGUCGGGGCCGGGGUGGUAGCCAACUUCUUUGCGGAGUGGCUGGGCCUGGGCCCGGUGGCCCCGUUCAUGGUAUCCAUCCCCCUCCUCAUGCUGACGGGCAUCUUUGCCAUGAAAAACUGGGACGAGAACUACGGGAAGAAGCGGGCGCUCUCCAAGACCUGCAUGGACGGCUUGAAGUGCCUCCUCUCGGACCGGCGCGUGCUGCUCCUGGGCACCAUCCAGGCUUUGUUUGAGAGCGUCAUCUACAUCUUCAUCUUCCUGUGGACACCCGUGCUGGAUCCUCACGGCCCACCCUUGGGCAUCGUCUUCUCCAGCUUCAUGGCAGCCAGCAUGGUGGGCUCUUCUCUCUAUCGGAUUGCCAUCUCCAAAAGGUACCACCUCCAGCCCAUCCAUGUCCUCUCGCUCUCCGUCCUUAUGGUUUUCUUCUCCCUCUUCAUGCUCACUUUCUCCACCAACCCGGGCCAGGAGAGCCCUUCGGAGUCCUUCCUGGCUUUCUUGCUCAUCGAGCUCUCCUGCGGUCUCUACUUCCCCGCCAUGGGCUUCCUCCGGCGGAAGGUGAUCCCGGAGAAGGACCAGGUGGGCGUGCUGAACUGGUUCCGCGUCCCCCUGAACCUGCUGGCCUGCCUCGGCAUGCUCAUCCUCCACGACAGCGACUACAAGACGGGCACCAGGAGCAUGUUCACCAUCUGCUCCGUGCUGAUGGUGAUGGCGCUGCUCGCCGUCGUCAGCCUCUUCACCGUCGUCCGCAACGACGCGGAGCUCCGGCUGCCCGCUCCGCAGGGACAGACGGACCCGUCUUCCCCCGAGCUCUGACGACGGCAAAGUCGGCACCGUGCGCGGCGGCUGUGAGCUCGGGGGACCGAGGAUCGCCUGUGUCCGACCCCGAGACUCCUGCACUGCUGGAGGGGGUCCGCGGAGCCCGGCGAGGGGAAGCGGCUGUGACCGGUCAAUGCUCGCUGUAGGAACACCGUCACAGCUGACAACAGCGCGGGUGAACCCCUGGCUGACCGGUGAUUCCCAAAGCCUCCCAACCCCGGCUGCCUCCCUCUCCUUCCUCGCGUCUUCUCCUGUGCAGCUGCCAAGCGGCCGAGGCGGCGGGGAAGGCCGUUGUGGCGGGCGGAGCAUCGGAAGCGCCCGGCGCCGGGCUCCUCGGGAUAGCGGGAGGCGACAAGGCGCUGCUGGUGCCGGCUGCGUUACCCCGGUGCUCCGCGCGCCGAGCUCGGCAGCCCUCUCGCCUGUUUGUUCUGGUUUUUAAAAAAGAAAAUAAAAAGUGUUUCCUCAGA